AUGUCUGAACAAAUUGGUGAAAAAAUCUACAAUUAUUUAAUCGGAUUUGAAAUAAAGACAAUUAAUAAAAAUAAAUUACCCUUAUAUCGCGACGUAUUGAGCUUGUUUAUGUACAAACAUCAUUCUUUGAAACAAACUAUUCGAAAUAGUUCAUCAGAUGUUCUUAGUGAGGUUAAUGCUGUUUGGGCUGGCUUUUUGAUUCCGACUAUUCGUCCUCAGCACAGUAAGAAAAAGCUAGAAAAGCUUUAUUCCGAGUAUAUAAUCAUUAAAAAACAUCGACACAGAGCAAAAAAAUCAAAAGCUGAACAAGCCAAUGUCAAAAAGUUUUGCGAAAAACUUGAUAAAUUGUUUGAUAUUUCUAAUUGUGCUGCCGUGAAAAACUUGCCAGAAGGAGUUAGAAACUUUUUAUUCGAGAGUCAAGGUAAGAAUUGUAAUAAACGUUUACCAGUAGCCUAUGCUUCACCAGAAAUGAUUUCUGAUAAUCAGUCAGCUAUGGAACAAGAUGUAGUUGAUGAAGAUAACGUCAACAUUGAGAUAGAAACAGGUUUCAAACUAUCUCAACAAACAGUCUUGACCAGUUUUUCCAGUAACGUAUCCAGUUCUAGUGAAUUAAAACGAACUUGCUCUGAUUUUGAAUAUGAAAUUCCUGCUCCGAAAAUGAAAAAGCUUAACAUUUUGACUUCUGAACUCGUAUCAGCGCUUGAUCGCACUCAAACCAGCGAUAGAAACGCGAUGUUUAUUAUAGCAGCUGUUAUUAAAAGUCUGGGUCUCGAUGUCGAGAAAUAUAAUUUAAGUUACUCCUCAAUUCGUAAUGCGCGCAUUUUAAAACGUGAAGAAAUUGUUGAUACCAUAAAGAAGAAGAAAGAAGAUGACGAAUCUCUUGUAGUUCACUGGGAUGGUAAGAAACUUCCUACAGGACAUGGCACAUUGAAAGCAGAACGACUGGCAAUACAUAUUUCUGGAACACAUACUUCAAGAAUUCUAGAAGCUCCUGAUUUUGUGACCAAAAAUUCAUUAUUUAUCUUUGAACAAUUUGAUCUUCCUUAUGGAUUUUUAAAUUCAGAACCAAAUACAUGGGAAACUAAUUACGAGUAUCAACAGUGUCUUAAAACAUUUUGCAACUUGAAGGUAGUGAAUGAUAUUGCCGAGCGAGGAGUAGCACUAGCUGAAAAAUUCAAUCAAGGUUUGACCAAUAAUGAAGAGGAGAGGCAAAAAAUUUUUCAGACUGUCCAAAACCAUCGCUUAGAGCACCCUUCAUCCGACAUGUCUUCGGAAGGUUCUGGGUUCGAAUCCCAGUCCGAGCUAUCUAAUAAUUUUUUUUUCUCGCAUAUUCUAUAA
This is a messenger RNA of Cotesia congregata, 1338 nucleotides long. Lineage: Eukaryota; Metazoa; Arthropoda; Insecta; Hymenoptera; Braconidae. The record is from the annotation of a GenBank genome assembly.